This is a messenger RNA of Didymodactylos carnosus, 4687 nucleotides long. The record is from the annotation of a GenBank genome assembly. NCBI's taxonomy places the organism in Eukaryota, Metazoa, Rotifera, Eurotatoria, Philodinida, Philodinidae.
AACAACCAUUGGUUGAAAUAUAAACGAAUAUACUACCAACGAUAGAUGACAGGCUGUCAUCUAUCAUAAAUCUCACAAAUAUAAAAAUAUGAAAUUGCUGUCAAUGACAGCAGUUCUUCUGUUUCAUCUGUGAAUGUGAAUUGUAAAAUGGGACGCUAAACGUACUUUUUCAGUUUUUGGAAACGAAACAUCACCUGAAUAGAUAUCGGUGUGUCCAAGCAUAUCAGCCAAAAAAAUGUACGUUCGUAGCAUUUUGUGAAAUUCAUAGUUCUUCAGUCGAGCAACGUACAGAGUUGGAGAACGUAGCUUACAGAUUUUUCUUUUAAAUGAUAAUUAAGCAAAGUCUAGCUCUAAACGAAACACCCGCCUAUAAUUCGCGCGGAUAAGGCCAUUUUGUACGAAAGUGGCGUACACCAAAAACGUCAUGUCACUUAAAAUAGUCAGCUGCUAGACUUUGCUUAAUUAUUAUUUGAAAGAAAAUCUUUGAGCUACGUUCCUCAACUCUGUACAUUGCAGCAACGUAGCCAGGAUUCCAGUAAGGGGUGGGCAAACCUUUUCUUCGGCCAAAGAAAACAGUAAAAAGGUUCUUAUGUAGUAUUUUUAUUUUCGAUUUCAAUCAAAAUAUUUUUUUCUACUGCGAAGAAAACGAAAUUUCUGAAGGAUGGGCCAUGAUCCACCCUUGGCCAAGUGCUAGCUACGCCGCUAAUACGUUGCUCGACUGAAGAGCUAUGAAUUUCAUAAAACAUGACGGACUUCCGUAAAAGUUGACUUUUAUGUGGACAAGCCCAUAUAUAUAUGCACCUUGUCAUUACAAUUGGAAAGCGUAGUAAAAACGUUUUUCAUCUAUUUCUUUUUCAGAUUUUUUCAAAAUGUCAACUGAAAUUAAAACAUCCCUUACUAAUAAUAAUCCUAAUGAGUUAACAAAUGUGAGCAAUCUUACUGCCUAUGUAAGUCGAGAUAAUUUCAUCAGUGUUUUUCGUCACGUGCGGUUUUUCCUUUUUUCUAGGUAAAUAAUAUAUUUAAACAAAUGGAAGAAAAAUUUAUAUCAACAACAGAUCAAGUGAUGAAUAGAAAUAUCCUUUUUUUCACAAAAAAAGACUUUUCGUUCUGUGAACGGAGAACGAAAGAGAGACAAUAUUUUCGUAUAGGUCAAGUUGUUCUUGUAGUAGUAUGAAGACUGUUUAGAGUGGACAUGAGCAAGCACGGGUUUUGGGGCAGCCAGGGGGAUAAAAAAAUUUUCAUCCAAUAGAAGGCGGACUCUUCGUUUUCUUAUAAUUCUUAUCUUUGAUUUUCGAAGUAUAGCGACAUUACGAAUAAGUAGGGACACAUUCUUUCAGGUCCAGUCCUCCUCUUUGGGCAUGUGCAUAGACAUGAGCGGGAUCGGGACUGAAGAACCUUGGUCCCAUCCAUAUCUAAAGAAAGUCCUUUUAUUCUCUUAACGUUUGAUAUUUUGUUCUGCAAACACAUCGAGUGUGUGAUGAUGUUAUGCGCCGUGGAUGAUAAAUAGAAAAAGAAAGAAGAAAGACGGAAUCGUCUUCUUUUAUUUUUUUGUUCGCAUAUACAUAGAAAUGCCUCUGUCCGAAAAAAAUUCUCGAGAUCGGGUCCCGCCCAUAUCUGGUUUAAAUAGAUGUAAUGAUGCGUAACAUGAGAAAAAACUUAACUAAAAAGUAGUCGUCGUGUGUUUCUGACAUUGUAACAAAGAUAAUUAGUUUUUUAAACAUCUUGCAUUGCUGAACGUUGCUAGAGAAUAGAGCUAUUAAUAAUAAUAGCUAUUAUUUUAGUCAAAAUAAUACUAUAGAUUUUCUUAACUGUCCUCUUAUAUGUUUUUACUGAAUGAACUUGGUCGUCGUAUCGAUGAUUUAGAAAGUCAUAUUGCUGAUAUUAUAUCACAUUUACCAAAUGAAGAACAACAACCGCAACAACAAACAAAAUCUUGAAUUUGAAAAUCAUAAAAAUAAUAAUUUUGUAUAAAUAGACAAAAUAGUCAAGACUGUCAUAUGUUUAUCUAUCAGACAUUUUUGAAUAAGUGUUUGUUUCAUUCUUUUUUUUUGUACAUAGGUCUCGGGUAGAAUGAUUAAAUAAAAUGUAUCAAAACUAUUUAGACAACGAAUCAGAGACUAUUUUGAUUCUUUUCAGUUGAUGUUUUUUUGGGUACAGACGACAAUAGAAAAAAUCUAUUUAUAAAUUAUAGAUGUUUGUAUAUCUGUUAUUUUGGUUUUGUUGUUUUUCAUCGCUGGUGCACAGUGAAUUUCCUCAUUUAAAUGGUUAUUAUUCAAUGUCAAAAGUAAACGAUGAUUCUCAAUAUGUCUUUUUCAUCGAUUAUUCACAAUCGUUCAAUCACUAUCUAGUGACUGUGACUGGUCAACCUCUCUCAUUUACUACAGGCUAUUUAGAUUUGAACAGUGAUAAUCAAUUAACAUUAGUCACAGAUCAAGGCAAUCAAAUUAAUGGCACAAUUCAUUAUGAUCGAGAUUUACCCUCGAUAUGUUGGCAAGGAGAUACACUAUCAUGCUGGAAACAAAUAUUACCAAAUAUUAGUCGAAUACAUGUUAUUCAUAUGAAUCACUUAGAUGUUGGAUACAACGGAAUACCACAAACAGGUUUCAUCAACAAUAUUUUAAAUAUUUAUUUUCAUCAAUAUUUUCCAAGAGCAGUAUUGUUAGCAGAACAAAUAAGAAAAGUUUAUCCAGAAGAUUCAUUUGUUUAUACUACGCAUCCAUGGUUAUUGGAUUUAUUUUUCAAUUGUCCACCAAAUCUUGUGUUAAAUGGCAUCAAAUUAAUAUGUCCGAGUGUGGAAGAGAUGGCUCUUGUAGAAGGUUCAAUUCGAUCUGGUCAUAUCACAUGGCACGCAGCUCCCAUGAAUAUGCAAUAUGAAUUUAUGGACGAAUUAACAUUAAAUGCUUCAUUUGAUAUCGCUGUUGCACUCAGUAAACGAUUCGAUAGACCUAUUACAUGUGUAUUAAGUUUAAGAGAUGUACCCGGUCUACCAUUAGCUGUUUUACAAGCGUUUAAAACUUAUUUUCAACAAUAUUGCAGUCAUCCACCAAUGAUCACUGUUGGCGUCAAUUCUGCGGUAACUGGUCUUGAGAUUCCGAAAGGUUUAUUUCGAUGGGGCAUCGAUAGUGAUUCAAGUGUGUUAGCUACAUGGCAUUCAUUUGGAUAUCCAAAUAAUCCCGGUUCCACUUUUUCUAAACCUGGUGGUCUCUCAUUGAAUGAUCUAGUGAUUGUACCAGAAGCUGGUAUUGGACUCGCAUUUAGUUUUCGAACAGAUAAUCAAGGUCCACCCCAAUCAUUGUCUGAAAUUCAUCAAGAUCAUGAAAUUCUACGACAAUCGUAUCCGUCGGCUAGUGUAUUUGCAUCAUCGCUCCAAUCUUUUCUAGAAGAUGUUGCUUCUUAUUCGUCUGAACUAGAAUAUUUUGAUAGUGAUAUAUCAGAUACAUGGUUACAAGGCAUUGGAAGUGAUCCAAAACGUGUUCAACAAUAUCAAGUUUUACAACAAGCUAUAUCUCGAUGCUAUGAUGAAAAUUUAUGUGAAUACAAUAAUGAACAAUUGAUUAAUGCAAGUCGAUUUUUAAUAAAAAUUCCCGAGCAUACAUGGGGUUUACCCGGAGUAUACGAUCAAAUUAAUUGGUCGAAUAAACAAUUUCAUGCAGUUGUGAAUAGUGGAAAUAAUUAUAAUAAUUGUCGAUCAGCGUGGACUGAACAACGUGAAUUUUUCAAUGUAUAUUUACAAACAGUAGAGAAUCAUCCGUUGUAUGAUAUUAUCCAAGAUGAAUUAACUAAAGCAUUUUCCAACUUAAAUCGUCCUAAUCUAGAGAAUUUUGUAGAAGUUAGACCAGAUGAGGAUUUUUUUCUAUUUAAAACAUCAGCGAAACCAUUUCAUGUAUCAUUCGAUGAAGAACAUGGUUCAAUUAAACGUUUUUAUCGUGACGAUACGAUAUACUGGACAACAGAUAAAUAUCAAUUAGCGUCCUAUGUAUACAUUACGUACAAUCAAACAGAUUUUGAUCAUUUAUCACAAACAUAUGGAAAUCCAGGUAUAUCUAAGCCAAAUUCCACAUUGAAUGCUCAACCACAAUCGGCUGUUUGGUUACCGCAAAUACAAAAAUUUUAUCGUUCGAGAAUAAAUGAGAAUCAAUUUCUAGUACAAAUGUUACUUGAUAACACAACAACUGUCAAUUAUGGUGGUUUCGGUGAAAUAUGGUUGAAUUAUACAUUUUUAGAUGAAACAACGUUAUUUCUAGAAUGGUUAGGAUUGAAUAAAACAUCGACACGAUUAGGUGAAGCGUCAAUGAUCAAAUUUAUGUUACCAAUGUCACCAACUUGUAGUCUAAUCUUAUACGAUAAUGAAAUUGAUGUACAAAAAGCUGCAAAAAAUUCAUCGUACUAUCAACGUGGUGUACAAGCGUUUAGUUGCAAAUCGAGUAUAUCUGAUAAUUGUUAUGUGACGGUGAAAGUGACAACAUUAGAUGCACCCAUUGCUUGUCCAAUUGUUCAAGAUCAACAACCAACCGCUUUACCAUUUCCAGCACCCGGUGAUAAUGAUCAAUUGUCAUUAGAUGGUAUGGCGAUUAAUUUACAUAAUAAUGUAUGGGAAACAAACUAUAUUCUAUGGUAUCCAUUUGCUAAUGAUGAUCAAUCAUGGAGGACAAGAUUUAUAAUAAAAUUUGAUGGUUCAUGUGUAUGA